GGAUGGUCAGAGGAGCCCAGGUACAGCUGCAAGGAUCAAAGCUGAGAGACAAGAGCUGACAGUGAACCUGCAUCAGGAAGACAAUUGCAGCCAAACCUCCUGGAUUCAACACACAAGAUGAAACUGACUGAGAACCUGUUGGGCUCAGCGAGUGCAGCACAUACCUUUUAGUCGACAUUUGUACUGGUUACCUUCUCAAUAAACAUUUAUGAACAGGUAGUAUACUUGAGAGAUGAACAAAAAUGUUGCAUCCAUAUUGGAUACCAUCGCCAUGUUCAGCUGAAAAAGGCAGAUACAACCAAAUGUUGUGAGAAUCAAGAAAGAACAGAGCAAACAGUCCCAAUCAAGAUGGCUGGUGGUAGCUGUCCUGAGGAGAAUGUUUCUGAGAAACAGGAUGACUCAGUUCACAUCAUGGAUGGAAUCAGUUUGAAACAGGAUUGCAAAUCCCAUUAUACUGAAGCCAAAGGGACAAACAAGAGUUGUGAGAAUUUGUUAACCAAAGAAAUUAAAUUCCUAAAGCCUCACAUGACUGGGUCAGAGCUAAAUCUUGAUAGAAUGAAAACCUGCAAGCGCCUUGUGGAGAAAGCUAUUAAGCUAAAAAAGAUAUUUACAAUCUACGGUCCAUAUCCACUAAUCCGACAAAGUCUACGCAACAGAGGGUGGUUGGAGAAGAAGAUGCCUAAACCCCUGAAGAGCCCUCAGAAAAAGGAUAAGAUAAUCAAUGGGGAAAACGACGUGGAUGAUGGUAUUGGUGAUUCUGAUGGUUGUGAUUUUGAUGAUAAACAGGGUGACGAUAAAGACAACUCUGAUGACCCAGAUAACAUCUAUAACAUCACGUCCCGACUACUGAAGAAUGAAACUGCAAUUUUUCUCUGGACAAAUGGAACUGAAGCCCAGAACCUCCAAAAAGAUCAGAUUUUUAACCACUAUGUUGGGGCUGGCUCAUUUACUACUAAGGCAGGACUUUGUGUAAAUCUCAGAAACUUCCAAUGGUUUAAUGGGGUGAAUCCUGACACUUUUUUCCCUCGAUGCUAUAGAAUUGCAGUCGCAGAAGAAAAGCAAUCAUUCAUUGAGGAUUUCAGAAUGACAGCAGCCCGGAGUAUACUGAAGUGGGUUGUAGAACUGAAGAAGAAGAGUGAUGUGCCUCACAAAGGGCCUGAUUGGAAAGACAGGACACCAAGAUCUUCUGUGAUGGAAGCUUUUCACAGGCAGACUCGAAAGAAAGGCGGCGUUGUUCCAGUUCAACUAGUCGAGACAGCGCUCCGUGCCUGUGAGGAAUAUUUAAACACCAUGGACCACAAGGAUAUUGAUGUGAGUCUCGAUACACCACCAGCAGUGACAGAAAGAUGUUGGGAGGAGACCAUCCAGCAGUACUAUGAGGUCAUUCAUGAGGGAGCAACAAUUCAGAAUUGGAAGGUCUAUGCUGCGGUUUGUGAAAAUAUGCUGAAGCAGCUACAGGAAGCAAAUACACAGCUGAAGAUGGAAGGAAUGCGGAACAUCUGGAUUGUGAAACCUGGAGCCCAGUCUCGUGGCAGAGGAAUCACCUGCAUGAACCGUUUGGAACAGAUCAUGAAGCUAGUUUAUGGCCAGACAACUUUCAUCACAGAUGGCAAGUGGGUAGUGCAAAAAUACAUUGAACACCCGUUGCUUAUUUAUGGGACAAAAUUCGAUAUGCGGCAGUGGUUUUUAGUGACAGACUGGAACCCUGUGACGAUCUGGUACUAUAAAGACUGUUAUCUGCGCUUCUCAUCUCAGGCAUUCUCAUUGGACAAUCUCGACACAGCAAUUCACUUGUGCAAUAACUCAAUCCAAAAACACUUUGUGGCCUCUUCCAAUCGCCACCCAUUCGUUCCUAGAGACAACAUGUGGUCCAGUAACCAGUUCAAAGAGUAUCUGAACAAAAAUGGCUUUGGAAACAUUUGGGAGGAUAUCAUCUCUCCCGGCAUGAAGAAGGCAAUUGUGAAUACCAUACAAGUAAUGCAGGACAUUGUGAAACCUCGCAAGAACAGUUUUGAGCUGUACGGUGCUGAUUUCCUGUUGGGAGAGGACUUCAAACCAUGGCUGAUUGAAAUUAAUUGUAGCCCCACAAUGUCACCUUCAACACCAGUGACAGCCACAUUGUGCAGCAAUGUUCAGGAGGAUACAAUAAAAGUGGUUAUCGACCGAAGGUAUGAGAAGACCAGUGACACAGGCGGAUUUGAGCUUCUGUAUAAACAGUGUACUAUGGCCAUUCCUCUUUACUUAGGGAUCAAUCUGCUCGUUGAAGGAUCAAGCAUCAAGAAACCACCAGCACUUAUUCCAAAGAGCCAGAGCAAUGGGUUGCGUAACAUUUCCCAGAUCUCUGAAACCGUGCAAAAAAUCUGUGGUCUCACAUCUCAACACCGCCAAGUAGCUCUAAAUGAUGAUGUAAAUAAGCCAGCAAACGCUGAAUCUGCCAAGAAUAGAGACUAUCCCAAACUAUGCAGCAAUCUAAGCAAAUCAAAACUUUCUGCAAUCGACACCCAUCCUGAAUUUGCAAAGCGUUCCCUCAAUUUACCUGCUACAAAGAGUUACAAUACCAGCAAUAUAAAGAAUCUCAUCUAUUUUGGUAAUGAAAGGAAUCCUUUACUUCCCAUUCAGGGCAAAGUUUCACCUAAUCUCAAUAAUUCUGGCCUUGCAAAGAGUGUGUUAAAUUUCCAUAAUUUGAGUAUGGUAAAGAAUUCUUUAAUUCCCAACCACUUUAGCAUCACAAAAAAUGUAUUAUAUUCAAUGAAUUCCAGUGCAACAAAAAAUCUUUUGAAUCCCAGUAAUUCUAGCAUCACAAGAAGUCAAUCAAAUUCAACUAAUUCCAGCAUGGCAAAAGAUCUGUCAGAUUCCAGUAAUUCCAGCACUCCAAACGAUUCUUUAAAUCCUAAUGAUUCCAGUGUCACAAAAAAUCCCUUAAGUUCGACUGUUUCUAACAUUGCAAAGGAUCUGUCAAAUCCUAGUACUUCCAGCACUACAGACAGUUCGUUAAAUCCCAACAAAUCCAGCCAUACAAAAGAUUCUCUCAUUCCCAAUCAUUCCAAUGAUCUGAACAAUUCCACAGUUCCCAAUCCUAACAUUGCAAAGAAUCAUAAUAUACCCCAAGAUUCCAACCAUAUUCAAGACCAUGGCAGUUCCAACACUUGUGGGAAAGAGAAAACUGUUGACAAUACUAACAACUGCAGUAAGAUAAAAACUUCCAGCAUUUCCAAACAUUACCACAAGUCUAGGAAUUAUACUUCUUACAACCGUAAAAAGGCAAAGAAAUUAAGUAGCCCCAAAAUUCUGGGCACCAGUAUUGUAAAAGCAUGGGAUGAGAUGCAGAAAAUGAAAAAUAACAUUGCUGAAACAACUCCAGCUACUGAAACUGAAAACAAUUGUAAACGUGACCCAGGUGACAAAGUGGAACAAGAUUAUGAAGUGCCAAAGUUUAACAGGACUGAAGGGAUUCGGAAAGUCAGCAAGCAGCGUUUGCAGCCUAAAUCCAAGAUCACACAGAUGAGUAUGUCUGUGAAGCAUCUAAUUUUGCCCAAUCGACAGAUGCUCAGAGAUCCUCUCCAUGUAAAUUUGAAAUGUUUGAGUCUUGACUUGUUGAACUUUAAAGACAUGCAGCACUCCAGAUCCUCAGUUGCCACAGAUGCAAACAGAGUUAGAACUGUCCACGAGAAAUCUACUCCAUUGCGUUAUUCCUACAAUUCACCACGGCUGCAACUAAAAGAUCCAAAUAUUCCCCAGCUCCAUAUUACUGGCUUGCAGCCACAAUUUAAAGCUUCAAGUGAUAUCAGCAACAAGUACAUUGAAACCCAUAAGAAUGCAACUAGUAACCUGUUCAACAUCAAGAAGCAUCUACUGACGAGCUCUUUCCCACUCUUUCAGUAACACAGUUACUGUGCCGCCAAGUUGUUCCCAGAUUAUCCAGUCAUUUCUACUGGAUGCUUUGUGCUGUCAAGUCCUUUCUAAUGCUUUCACUAAUACAAAACUAACUUUUUUGCACUACCUCUUGGCAGGUUUGUGCCCUCAGACAUCAUCUUUACAUAAAAUGUAGCUUUUACUCUGUGAACAAUAGGCACCAUUGGGCAGCCAUUGUGUCUUGAAAAGAGAAGUCUUCUUUUAAAAAAAAAUUGCUUUGUAAUCGUUUAAAAGCCAACUGCUUGCAUGUCAGGUUACAUAGUUGGAUCUGAAAAAUUGAAAGUGAUUUUAAUAAUGAAUUGGACAUUGUUCUCAUCAUUGAUCAUAUCUUGAUUUGUUUCUAUCUCUUCAUAAAACAAACCUACUUCUGCUUUAGUCAAUCUACCAACUAAACUGAAAACACCAGAGGAAAUGUGAAAUACAAAACAAAUAUUAAAGCAACAGAAUGUGUGGAAUA
This is a messenger RNA of Rhincodon typus (whale shark), 4369 nucleotides long. Its product is annotated as tubulin tyrosine ligase 3-like. The transcript has 16 exons. Gene Ontology annotation, molecular function: protein-glycine ligase activity, initiating. NCBI's taxonomy places the organism in Eukaryota, Metazoa, Chordata, Chondrichthyes, Orectolobiformes, Rhincodontidae. Bases 349 to 3882 code for a protein of 1177 amino acids. Gene Ontology annotation, cellular component: cilium. Gene Ontology annotation, biological process: cilium movement; protein polyglycylation; cilium assembly. The record is from RefSeq and is a predicted model, not a curated record.